GUUUACUGCUGCAUUGCCUUUCUCUCUUUUCUUUCUCUUCACUUCUUGACUUGGCUUUUCUCUUCUCGUGACUUCGUUUCUCUUACUCCUUAUCAUUCAAUCCAACUGUAUAUCCCUCUUUCACUUUCAUUUUGUUUACCUUUAUCUUCCUCCCCCCCGCUAUACUUCCGAGGCAGACAAGCUGUCCAUUCUAGUCCGAUAAUCCGAUUACGUCGCAGCUGAUCUGUCCUGAUUUUCGUCCUCUCCGACUCUACCUCCUGGAAUACAGCUCACGCUUGUUUCUCUCAAAAUGCUGCUUCCGCGGCUUUCGACCCUCCUGGGCCUGGCCGGUCUGGCCUCCAUCCCAGCGGCCUCCGCCUACGACGGCGACGACAACAUCAAGAGCAUUCCGCUCCGCACUCACAGUCUCUCUCCGCCCUACCUGGAUUCAGACUUCCAAAGCCGCUGGUUCGAUUUUGGUGGUGACACGGUAAUCCGCGCCGACAAAUAUGUUCGUCUCACGGCCGAUCGUCCGUCGCAACAGGGGUGGAUUUUCUCGCGCGUCCCGCUCACCGCGACCAAUUGGGAGAUCGAGGUCGAGUUCAAUAUCCAUGGCGAGGGAAAUCUGCACGGUGACGGGUUUGCCAUGUGGCUCACCAAGCAGCGCGCGACGCAGGGCCCCGUCUUUGGGUCCGCGGAUAACUUUGAAGGUCUGGGUAUCUUCUUCGACACGUACAAGAAUAACCGCCCCGGCACGUCCUUCCCCUACGUAAUGGCCAUGAUGGGCGAUGGCAAGUCGAGCUACGACCAGGCGCACGAUGGCAAGUCCAACGAGCUGGCUGGGUGUUCCGCCCGUGGUCUGCGCGGCGCCUCCGUCCCCACCAAAGCGCGCCUCACCUACUUCCAGGACAAGUCCCUCACGCUCGACCUGCAGUACAAGGCCGAAAACACCUGGACCAACUGCUUCACGCUGACCGCGCCCGAAACCAACAUCGCCAUCCCCUCCGUCGCCUACCUGGGCUUCUCCGGCGAGACCGGCGAGCUCAGCGACAACCACGACAUCAUCUCCGUCAAGUCGCAGAACCUAUACAGCCUCGGCGGCGGCAGCGCGGGCUCCAGCCGCGGUUCGUCAUCCUCCUCGGGGAAGAGUGACCGCAGCAAGAGCAGCAGCAAGUCAACCAAGUCGGCUAGCAGUGGCGGUACCUGGGCUGGAUUCUUCUUCAAGACUAUCUUGGUGCUCUUCGCUAUUGCUGGUGCUUAUGUGGGCUUCACUAUCUGGCGGUCUAAGCAGAGAUAUUCCCGGUUUUGAGCGGUGAAGUGAUGGGAUAGUUGAGUGCGGGAUGAUGAAUAUAUACCACCAAAAAAGAAAACAGAAAACAGACAAGCGUCUCUGUCCAUCUUAUCUAUCUAUCAUUCUUCUUUUUUUACCUUGUUCGUUGAUAUUCCAUUUGCGUUGUUGCAUAGCUGUGUUUGAUUGCGUAUUGGGCUGUUUAAAAUAGUCUUAUCCGUUGGCUCUGUGAUGCCCGGUGGACUUUCUAAAGGGGACAAUGAGGAAGCAGUAUAUAAUUCGGUUGGAGAUAACCUGUGUUCA
Messenger RNA from Aspergillus candidus, 1570 nucleotides. Its product is annotated as legume-like lectin family protein. Lineage: Eukaryota; Fungi; Ascomycota; Eurotiomycetes; Eurotiales; Aspergillaceae. Gene Ontology annotation, biological process: Golgi organization; endoplasmic reticulum organization; endoplasmic reticulum to Golgi vesicle-mediated transport. Gene Ontology annotation, molecular function: D-mannose binding. The transcript is spliced from 6 exons. The record is from RefSeq and is a predicted model, not a curated record. Gene Ontology annotation, cellular component: endoplasmic reticulum-Golgi intermediate compartment; COPII-coated ER to Golgi transport vesicle; Golgi membrane. Bases 290 to 1288 code for a protein of 332 amino acids.